Molecule: messenger RNA, 1890 nt
Organism: Stylonychia lemnae
Lineage: Eukaryota; Ciliophora; Spirotrichea; Sporadotrichida; Oxytrichidae
Source: the annotation of a GenBank genome assembly
AUGACAAGUUAAGUUAAUGGCAUUACUCAAGUCAAGAAAAUAGGAAAUAACAAUAUCUCUGUUGGGCUAUCUUAAGAAUUAAAUAUAAGUACAUAAAGUGCUCGAUCUAAAUCAUUAAAUCGAGGAAUUAGAUAGAAAGAAUUCUAGAGAAUAACAAAUGAGAAUGAAUAGUUAUUAAGGAGACUUUAAGAUAGACAAUCUUUCUACAAUGUUUUCUAAUGGGAGAUUGAUCGCAAAAAGCAAGAAUAAAUUCUAAAGAAAUUAUGCUAUUACCCUCCUAAUUUCUUUAGAAAAUCAAAAAAUAAAAGCAAACGACUAGGUUUAUCAUUACUUGGUGCUGAUCCUAACCAAGAAAUAUUUUAAUAUUACUAGACUAAUUUCAAGCAAAGUAUGCCUAUGCUAGAGCCAAUUGAUGAUUCAGAGGAAAAAAUAGAUGAAGAAAACAAGCUAACUCAGAGCAAUAAUAUUCUACCAUAAUUAGGAGGAGAAAGAAAAAGUUCAGCAAAUGUAAAAGAAAUAAGUGACGCUAAUAGAUCUUAUGUAGAUAUGAAUGGAGAAAAAAUCACACAGAUUCCUUAUUCAGCCCAACCUUAAAAGCAAGACUAUCGCUAGUCAUUUUCAAGAGAUGAUAAUGGAAAUCUUAAAAUAGCUAAUAUAUCCAAUAAUGGAUUUAAUAGGCAGAUGAUUCAGACUCAAGGCAAUUAAAUGUAAAAGAACCUUUCCUUUUCUGUAGUAAACAACAAGAAAAAUUUCACUUCUUAGCCUAGAAAUGAUUUGAAUCAGAGUCCCACAACCUAAAAUGCUAAUAAAUCUUUUAAUCUUGUAGCUAGAAAGAGACCUCCUCCUUUAAAUAUUGGUUAUAAUGAGAUGGGCAUUGAUUAAUUUAGAUAAGUUCUCUAUAGAAAUUUUCAUUAAGUCGAUUAGCAGAUUUACCUAGUUGAAAUUUCAAGAAACGCUAGAAAAGUGUUCAUCCUAAUAUUCCCUAACUUUGAAUAGCCUGAUGUAUAUCAGUAUUGUGUUCUAGCUGAAAAGUAAGCUUAGAGAUUAAUGAGUGAAAGUAAUAACAUGUUUGAAGAGUUUGUAAAAAGAUUCUAUCUAAGAUAUGGAAAACUUUAAAUAGAUGGUUUCCAUACAAAACCAGCUAACCCCAAUAGCUCUAAAAUAUUAAGAGAUGACAGUAGAUAGAUAAAAAGUGUAAGUCCAAUAAGAAAUAGAGGUUCUUCUUAAUAAAGUAUUUUUAAUGUAAAUCCAAGGGUGAAGAACGCUUAUGGAUUUAUGCCUCUAGACUAAGAUUAGCAGAGAUCAUCAUAAUAUGAAAAAUAAGAUUUAGAUAAUGAUAAUAUGUCUAUCAAAAUACAAAAUGCACAAGAUUAUUAGGAAAGUUAAAGUUUCAUUCAAAAAUAAGAUCUAAGCUUUGAGACUCGAUAGAAUCAUGAAGAAAAUCAAGCAGAUGGUUUGGAAAAUCGAGCCUAAAGCAAACUUUAAUUUCUAAGUACAUUUAAUAAAUAGAGUAAUUAUGCUAAUCAUAAAGCCAAUCAAAGUUAGGAGAAUGAGGAAGAUUAUGAAAAUGAGAACUAAUAAGAAAAUGAAGUAAUUUAAAGAAACUUAUAAAACAUGCAUCCUAAUCAUAAUGAAGAUUAAGAUGGUGUGACGCACUCGUAUUAAAUUGAAGACACAAAGUCCUCUCUCAUGGUACGAAAGAAAAGAAUUAAUACCUUAGUUGAGGACUAGAAAUCUUAAAUAUCUAGAUCAAGUUCUAAUUCCAAACAGCAAUUCAAUAGAUAUGAUGGCGAUUCAAAAGAUCGUUCUGUUUCAGUUCUGCAAAAUAGCAAGCAAACAUACGUUAUACCACUAGAUGAUAAUGAAAACUACUAGCAAGAUUUCGAAUGA